AUGGCAGAUUCCGUUUGUGACGAUGUUAAGGACCAAACUGUCGCUUACAACAGCACAACAGGAAGUGAACCUGUAGACCCUACAGAUACAAGCUACGUCGUAGAGAUUCGCUCUCAAAGAAAUCAAAGUGCUACAUGCAGGAAUUGCGUAAAAAUAUUAAAGAAAACGCAAAGGCAAACUCUCUACUCCAGGAUUCGGGAGUAUUUAGUAGCAGAACGAAAUAUUGACGUGAAGUUGAAGCGUUUCAAAGUAAAAUCCAAUAGCGCGAUCAGUCCGUUUGCCUUUCUGCGCAAACUCUUCGCGGCUUUGUUCCAGCAUGAAACGGAAGCGAAAUUCACAAGCGACGAACUGGAAAAACUCACAGAAUAUCAGUUGGGUGCGCUAAAAGAAUCCUUGAGGAACUUAAUAUCUGAGAAAACGAAAGAGCUACAACAGGAAAAGUUGAAACGCAUCAAAGGGAGACAGGCCUUACUUGGGUCUAAACAGAAGGCGAAGGAUUUAGAGACAGAGGCUUGGGUCACAUUACGGCCAUUCUUAAAUAAACACCCUUCCUUACAUGAUCUUACGAGAGUUCUAAUGUUUUAGGAGUGUUGUAAACUGACUCGGUUUGGAGAAUAAGACAUUUCGUAAUUGAAAAGAAUAAGAAGGGAGUGAUGGAUAAAGUUGUGUGUGAAGAACGUAUGGGAAAGUCUAUACAGAUUUUAAUAAACUUUGUUCGCUGUAAUCAAAGGAAUUCGGAUCUGCAUUCC
Molecule: messenger RNA, 749 nt
Organism: Pocillopora meandrina
Lineage: Eukaryota; Metazoa; Cnidaria; Anthozoa; Scleractinia; Pocilloporidae
Source: the annotation of a GenBank genome assembly